UACUUUCACACACACAAACCCACGUUCAAGCAAAUAGAAUCCAAAUGCCUUUCGUUUGGCACAUUUGAAGUUUUUUUUUUAAUGAUUUUUUGUGAAAAAAAGCAUUUUGGCUGUAAAUAACGACUAAAUAUUUUUUGAAAACAAACAAAUUCAGAACCGAUUGCACUACAGCAGCAAAAGUUGCCGCAACGCAUACGCAGUAGCAGUAGCAGCAGCAGCAGCCUGACAAACAGACGCCACAACAAGAAUGUUGCUAGUGAAAAAACUUUUGACUAAAUUCAACGAGCAUUUUCCCAAGUUUGUUUUGAAAAAUUACUCGUAUAUUUUCUUAGCUAUUUUGAUAGAAUCUUAAGCAAAAGGAAAAAAUUCACAAAAUUUUUCAAAAAAAAUUCGACCUUUAAAUUAGCAAUGAAUUAUAAUCGUCGCAGGAACAUAUUUACUUUGGGCGAUUUUCAUCAAUAUCCAAAUCCAACACAGCAAAUAAAGGCUCAGCAGAACCGACGUCAAAGUUCCGAUCCCUUCGAACGAGAUCCCUUCAAAAUCCAAUCGUACAAUUUUCGUUACGCCGAGCGUCCAUCUUACCCGUUACCCAAUCUGUACAAUAGUCGCGUACAACCGGCAUCGUCGUCCUCGAAUAAACGCUUUGAGACAUUUUUCUACAAUUAUGACUUCACUCCUUCUGUGCAUGACAAAGAGAAUCCUCCAGCACACAAAUUUCGCGAAUUUCGCCGACGGAAAUUCCUAUUGGAUCACCAACACCAACAGCAGCAUCAGACAACACCAUUCGUGCACGUGCCGACCGUCAAUAGCCGGGAAUCGUCGUCAUUCCAACAAACCAACACCACCACCACCAACAACAACAACAGCAACCACAUGUGCCAACAACAGCAGUUGCAUCCAAUCGUCAACGCCACCAUCCGUAUUGGUACAAGCGCCAGCCAAACUGCAAUUACGUCGUCCGCUGGCGCCGCUGGAGCAGCAAGAGCCGCCAGUCGGCCGAGCUCUACGCGCAUUGAAUAUGAGCGUACACACGCAGACGACGACGGCUGCGGUGUCGCAAGACAUCACCAAGCAACACGUUGCAGUGCAACAGAUACGAGCAGCGUCGCUACAGCAGCGGGACUCCGUUACGGACGUGACAAUGUUAGCAUAUCCUCGCACAUGCCUAGCCUCAACAAAUCCGGUCGCAAGACGCAUGCGCGCUCUACUGGGAACCGAGAAUAUUUGCGUGCACUCGCCACAGCCCAUAUCAACGAGUCCGCUAACCAGUCAAAUUUCUUUGGUCGGGGGCAUGGCGGCAGUAGCCGCACGUCAAUUGAACGUGGCCGACGGUCACGCUUUGAGCGCUUGGGUAACGGGUACACACUUACAAAUGGCAACAACAUCUUUGGCAGAAUGCAAAGUGGAGAAUUGUCAAGCUCAGGAACGUCGCCGACGAAAUAUGUGGGACAACCCGUACAGAACGUACACUCAGUUUCCCCGAAUCGGGUAACUGCAACGGUGGAGAAAACGGAGGGUACUUGUUCCGGCUGUCAAAUCAAUAUAAAUAUCAAAGGUUUAGACUCCACGCAGUUGGGUGAUAAUGUAGUCAUCAAGAUCGAAUCGGACAAAAUGUCGCCAAACAAAACUAAUUCGAAAGCGGAGCAACAUGCUCCUGUUAUCAGUACGUUGAAUAAUAUUUAUAGUGCCACCGGUAGCGCACAGCAUAGAAACGACAUUGCAAUCGCCAAGUUGGUGGAAAUAAAACGAAAUUCCGAUAUGUCACACAAUCUCGACAACAAGCCGAAAGCGUCAACGCAUCAGCAGCCUCAAGCCAUGCGUAACAGUUCCUCAUCAUCAUUUGUAAUCGAUAAACGUCUGUCCAAGUUUGCACUAAAUAGCACUGAUGAGCCACGUAAGCACCGACCACGGAGCUCCUCAUACUCGCGCAUACCAAUCACCUCGUCCACCACACGCGCUAUGGGUUUUAACACCUCCAACUCAGCCGUACGUAGCUCAAAUAGUACCGAAGGCAUAUCACGCGUACCAAAAAGUGUCUCCAAAGAACGCAUGCCCAGUAUGGUGCCCUGGUGUUUGGACACGACUUUACGUCGCGGCUUUUCGCACGAUGAAGAUGAUACUAAGCCGCCUCAACCAAUGAAGCCCACACGACCCUCGUACGACUCCACGCUCAACGAUGUGCGUAAAAUGCGUCGUCAAGCGGUUGUGGCAGCUUAUAAGCCAUUCUCACUACAGCGCACUUCCGUAGGUUCAUCACUGCGCCCGCGUAAAUCAGAAAGUUUCCACGGCGGUAGCAAACAAGCCACAAAUAAUGAUACGUGCAAACCGAUUGAUAAAACAUAUUUUAAGAAAUCAAACGGGAAUUGGAAUACCGAUAGCGUGCGACAUAAUGCGUCACAUCAUUCACUGCGUGCUGUUAGGCCUAGUAGGGGAACUCUGCGCUCGCAGUCAAGCUCACAACUGGAACUUAAACAUUCGCCUACAAUGAUUAUGCAUCGCAGUAGAUCGAGUAUACGUCCGACUGCACAACAUCCCACUGAUAGUCAGAGCCACGUGAGUGUAAAAACUACACCGCUCAAUGUUAAUAUAAAUGUUUUUGCCGAUAAAUUGAAGCUACUACGUGUUUGAGGAGACAAUUUCACGUCGGUUGAUGUAAUUAAAUGGCAAACCAAGUGUGCAUAAAUGUACGAUGAUAAAUUUUUGAAACAAAAUUACAUCUCAACCAUCUGCCAGACAGGGCUUCGAGGUCGGAAGUGAGCUGAAGAUGGGAAUAGAUUGUUUGACUUUCGAAUGUGUAUCGUUUAAUUUGCCUUCCUGGGGGAAGUGUAGAAAAAAAGAUGCACAUUUGACACGUCUAUGCGUAUUGUUCACACAUUUUAAGCUUGACUUCACACAGACGCCAUAACUGCUAUCUCAGAUAACACUUUUUAAGCAGUACUUCGAAAACUCAUCGAUCCAUUCAAACAAAAUUCAAAUACCGUUAUUAAAGAAAAAUAAGUUCCUGCUGAAUACAAAUUUAUAAAAGUUAAAAAAAUUCAAAAUUUAAUCGAAAUUCAAACUUCUUCUGUAAGCCUUUAUUGUGACUACAUGUCGUGAGACCAAACACUCAAAGAAUAGUUGUAAAGGAAUCUAUGAGCAUACAAUAUAAAUAAUAUAUGUAUAUUUUUAUAUUUAUUUUACAAUAAUUUUUAAGUACAAAUAUACACAAUUCAAAUGUAAGGCUUUACGCUAAUCAUGGAGAAAAUUAUUAAAACUAAAUUGUUUUUAUAGUAAACA
Ceratitis capitata (Mediterranean fruit fly) is the source of this 3276-nucleotide messenger RNA. RefSeq lists its product as uncharacterized. The record is from RefSeq and is a predicted model, not a curated record. The transcript is spliced from 2 exons. Lineage: Eukaryota; Metazoa; Arthropoda; Insecta; Diptera; Tephritidae. The coding region runs from base 409 to 2628 and encodes 739 amino acids.